AUGAAUAUUGUUCUUCAUUGCAUGAUUUCUCUUGUAAUACUUUAUUCUCUUAUGUUAACCCCUUGUUAUGGCCUCAACCGUAAAUUGUUUAAUGUCUCUCAAAUUCAAAGUAAUAAUAAUAAAUGGCAAAUGGCAAUAGCUACAUGGUAUGGACCACCAGAAGGUGCUGGUUCGGAUGGUGGUGCAUGUGGAUAUGUUGAUACUGUAGAGAAACCACCACUUAAUAAAAUGAUAUCAGCUGGAGGUCCAUCUCUUUUUAAGGGAGGCCAAGGAUGUGGUGCUUGUUAUGAGGUGCAUGUGAAAUGCAAUAAAAAUAGUGCAUGCUCAGGAAAAGCCAUGCGUGUGAUGAUAACUGAUAAUUGCCCUGGAUGUGAGUCUACCCAGUUUGAUCUAAGUGGAACUGCCUUUGGUUCCAUUGCAAAACGUGGUCAAGCUCAAAAUCUUCGCAAUGCUGGAAAAAUUAAUAUUCAAUACAGAAGGGUUAAAUGCUAUUUUGGGAAAUCAAUAGCCUUUACAAUUGAUAGUGGAUCCAACCCAUACUAUUUUGCAACAGAAAUAGAAUAUGAAAAUGGAGAUGGUGACAUUGUAGAUGUUGAAGUGAACCAAUCAAACACAUGGCUUCCAAUGCAACGUUCUUGGGGUGCAAAAUGGGCUUUGAACAAAGGUUCACAAUUUCAAGCUCCAUUUUCUAUUAAGAUCACACAACGUGGAAAUGGAGGUGACAAGACCAUAGUAGCUAAGAAUGUAAUCCCACGAAAUUGGAAACCCGGUCAAGUUUAUCGUUCAACGGUUAAUUUCUAG
Trifolium pratense (red clover) is the source of this 801-nucleotide messenger RNA. RefSeq names its product putative expansin-B2. The record is from RefSeq and is a predicted model, not a curated record. Gene Ontology annotation, cellular component: extracellular region. Bases 1 to 801 code for a protein of 266 amino acids. The transcript is spliced from 4 exons. Gene Ontology annotation, biological process: sexual reproduction. Lineage: Eukaryota; Viridiplantae; Streptophyta; Magnoliopsida; Fabales; Fabaceae.